AUGAAGGAAGAACACUUUGUAGAUGGUGUGGUCACAGGAGCAGGAGAUGGACUUGGAAAAGCAUAUUCCUUUGAGCUGGCAAAACGUGGAUUAAAUGUAGUUAUGAUAAGCAGAACUCUUGAAAAACUGCAGAGAGUAGCCUCUGAAGUUGAGCAGACCACAGGUCAAAAGGUGAAGAUUAUACAAGCUGAUUUCACUAAAAAUUCAGUAUAUGAAAACAUUGAAAAGGGUCUGCAAGGCUUGGAUAUUGGUGUUCUGGUUAACAAUGUUGGAAUGCUUCAUAAUCCUCUUCCGUGCCGUUUCCUUAAUGGACCAGACAUAGAUGAGAAUCUUGUCAACUGCAACAUUGUUUCUGUUGUAAAGAUGACAAAAAUAAUACUGAAGCAAAUGGAACCAAGACAGAAAGGUCUUAUUCUGAAUCUGUCUUCUGGUCUGGGUACUUUCCCUUGUCCAUUAUACACAACAUACUCAGCCUCUAAGGCUUUUAUAAGCACUUUCUCCAAAGCACUACAAGCAGAGUAUAAAGCAAAGGGAAUUAUCAUACAGGCACUGACCCCUUACGGUCUUUCUACUCCAAUGACAAUGUACCAAAAACCUGGUCUUAUUACAAAGACGGCAGAAGAGUUUGUUCGUGAAUCACUGAAUUAUGUUACCUUUGGAGAUGAGAUUUUUGGAUGCUUAGCUCAUGAAAUGCUGGCGUGUGUCCUGCAGUUCAUCCCUUUAUGGGUAUUCCACAGCAACAGACUUCAAGAAGCAGUCCUGCGUGAAUUUACCAGUUAUCUGAAGAAGAGGUGGAGGAACCCCUAA
Molecule: messenger RNA, 807 nt
Organism: Indicator indicator
Lineage: Eukaryota; Metazoa; Chordata; Aves; Piciformes; Indicatoridae
Gene: HSD17B3
Product: hydroxysteroid 17-beta dehydrogenase 3
Exons: 11
Coding region: 1-807 (268 amino acids)
Cellular component (GO): endoplasmic reticulum
Molecular function (GO): oxidoreductase activity
Source: RefSeq, a predicted model, not a curated record